Musca vetustissima is the source of this 1473-nucleotide messenger RNA. Its product is annotated as membrane-bound alkaline phosphatase-like. Gene Ontology annotation, biological process: dephosphorylation. The coding region runs from base 10 to 1473 and encodes 487 amino acids. The record is from RefSeq and is a predicted model, not a curated record. The transcript is spliced from 2 exons. Gene Ontology annotation, molecular function: alkaline phosphatase activity. Lineage: Eukaryota; Metazoa; Arthropoda; Insecta; Diptera; Muscidae.
GUGGAAAAUAUGGGCGUAAACAAAACAACACCUGAAGAAGAAAAAGAUCCGGAAUUUUGGCGGAACUUGGCAAGGAGUGAAGUACUGAAGGCUGUAGAAAAACAAAAACUGAAUGUUAAUAAAGCCAAGAAUAUUAUUAUGUUCCUGGGCGAUGGAAUGUCCUUGUCUACAGUGACAGCUGCUCGCAUACUCAAAGGUCAACGUAAAAAUCGCAAUGGCGAAGAAGAUGCCUUGAGUUUUGAAAAAUUCCCUCAUAUUGGAUUGAGCAAAACAUAUUGUGCCAAUGCCCAAGUUCCCGAUUCGGCCUGUACUGCCACGGCAUAUUUGUGUGGUGUAAAAGCAAAUAGUGUAACCAUCGGUGUUAGCGCCAAUGUGGAAUAUAACAACUGCAGUGCCAGUAUGGAUCAAGCUAAUCAUGUCUCAUCGAUUGCUGUAUGGGCUCAAAAAGCCGGUAAAGCAACUGGUUUCGUCACCACAACCACAUUGACCCAUGCCAGUCCUGCUGGUACUUAUGCCCAUGUUGCCAAUCGUUUAUACGAAAGUGAUACUGAUGUAAAGGCCUAUGGCCAAGAUCCCAACACAUGCCUAGAUAUGGCCCAACAACUUGUGCUGCAAGAGCCCGGACGUAACUUCAAUGUUAUGAUGGGCGGUGGUAUGGCCAAAUUUUUGCCAAACACAGUCAAAGAUGCCCAUGGCAAUAAUGGCAUACGUGAAGAUGGUAAAAAUCUCCUUGACACUUGGCAGAUCAUGCAUCCAGAUGGUGCCUUGGUUACAAAUCGCGAUGAACUCUUGAAUGUAAACACCACUAAAGUUUCUCACAUUAUGGGUAUCUUCCAUUCGAAAUUAAUGGACUAUCAAGCUGUGGCUGAUAAAUCCCAACCUUCAUUAUCUGAAAUGACGGAGACAGCUUUGAAACUAUUGCAGCGCAACGAACAGGGUUAUUUCGUAUUUAUUGAAGGUGGCAACAUCGAUAAUGCCCAUCAUGAAAAUAAGGCGGCCAUGUCUUUGGACGAGACUUUGGAAUUUGAAAAGGCAAUUCAGCUAGCCCGCGACAUGACAAACCCCGAAGAGACACUAAUUGUUGUCACAGCCGAUCACGGUCAUGGUUUAACUAUAAAUGGUUAUCCCGGUCGUGGUUCAUCCAUAUUGGGCUUAAAUCCAAACGAUGUCGCAGCUGAUGGUCUUAAGUAUUCCACACUCAGCUAUCCAUUGGGUCGUGAUCAGUAUAUGGACGAAAAUGGUAAACGUAUGGACUUGGAAAAAAUUCCACGCAAUAUUGAAACCAUUUAUCCCAGCUAUAUAAAAUCGUACUCUGGUCAUCAUUCGGGUGAUGAUGUUGGUGUUUUUGCUUCAGGUCCUUUUGCUCAUUUAUUCAACGGUGUUUUGCAACAAAAUACCAUUCCUCACUUGAUGGCCUAUGCAGCUUGCAUUGGUGAUGGACUCACAAUGUGUGAUGAAGAGAUGAAUGUGUAA